AUGACCACAAUAGAUUCUCUUCCCGCUGUUGAUCCCUCUAUUUUCACCCAUCAAAAGCUCGAUCUCUCCCAGCAGCAGAUUCGAAUCCUCCGUCUGCUGCCUGGCGAAUGGAGCGAUCCUAUACAGUGCAGUCUAUACAUAGUGUAUAUGAGCAUGCAUCCUCCGUAUGAGGCAUUGUCAUACGCUUGGGGCGAUGCGACAAACCGCCGGCCAAUAUUCAUUGAUGGUACUCUUUGUCAAGUUACUUCAAAUCUCGCCGCAGCUCUCCGGCGUUUACGAACCCCAGCACAAGAUCGCCAUCUUUGGGUCGAUGCAGUUUGUAUCAAUCAGAUGGAUAAUACUGAAAAAUCACAUCAAGUCAAUCUGAUGAGAGAUAUUUACUCGAAUGCUGAAGAAGGGUUGCUGUGGCUUGGCGACUUUGAAGAAGAUCACCAUGGUACUGAUUCUACUGGCCCAGUGUAUAGCAUCAGCAGUAAUGAGCACUUAUCGCAUACGCAGAACCUAUCCAGCGUCUCUGAUACAGAUUCUGCUCCGCCAGCUCUUGGAUCCACCAUCAUCUCUCAAGCGGCUGCUGCCAAAGCAUUCUCGCUGAUAAGGCGUCUUGCUUCCAAUGAUCACAUACCCCACGAGAAUCUCGUGGAAGAGACUCAGGCUUUGAAUACAUUGAUGAACCUUGCAUGGUGGCAACGCAUGUGGACAGUCCAGGAGGCGAUACUUCCCCGCAAAACAACAAUAAUUUGUGGCUGGCUUUCAAUGGACUGGAACCUGCUCGCUUCAGCUGCAUCAAACGUCUCCAGCCAUAAUAACCAAUGCUGCUCACGUUUAUUUGGAGAAUCAACAUUCGGUAUGCUUGUGGUUUUCCACCAAAGGGUUGGCACAAUCACGGAGUUCAGAAUGAAUGAAAUUUCGAUGUUUAAGCUGAGGAGCGCGUUCAUCUUCUUCCAAAAUCGCUUAGCCAGCGACCCAAGGGAUAAGGUCUUUGGACUUCUUGGUCUUUUCCCAUCGCAAAUGCAAUAUUUUUCAAAGGGAGCCGAUUAUUCACUCAGCAAGCAAGAGGUUUACAAAAGAAUGACCUUCCAUCUGAUCAAGGAAUAUGGAAAUUUGUUUCCAUUACUCAGGGGGGAUGAAAAGAAGAGGCGGCGAACCCUACCUUCUUGGGUGCCUGAUCUCGAAGCAAAAAUUGAUGAAACCAUGCUAGAUUUGGCUAUGCAGUGGUUAUGCAUCUAUAAUCUAUUUGAUGCGACUUCCGGGUCCCAGUUGGAGCUUGGCAACAGGAUUUUGAACCAUUUUAGAUUGAAAGGAGUAUUUGUGGACGAAAUCUCGGUGCUAAUGGAGUUUAAGAACCUUGGCGAUGCAGCAGGUGUAGUCGAGCAAUUGAAAGGACUGGUCACGUCCGCGUUCAGCUUACAAGAUGAUUACCCAAUGGGGGGCACCUAUGAAGAUGCGUUUUGGCGAACGCUCAGGCGUGAUUACAGUGUAGAGAGUAAUCAAGAUGGGUCAGGUGCAUUUAGAAGGUUGCGUCCAUCCGAGUUCCACGACAUGGGGAAUGUAGAUAUAAGGGAUUUGUACGACAAUGAAGCUUUCUGCCUCACCAAGAACGGCUUGAUUGGUGUUGGGCCGGCUGGUUGCCGAGUUGACGACAGGGUUUACGUAUUGUUCGGGGGUAAGCUACCCUUCAUUCUUCGAUCAGCUCGACGACGCGGGAAGCAAAACUGUUUCAAAUACAUUGGUCCGGGAUACGUCCAUGGAAUAAUGGAUGGCGAGGCUUUGGAAACUAAAGUUGAUCCAGAUGAUAUCACACUGAUCUAA
Molecule: messenger RNA, 1809 nt
Organism: Pestalotiopsis fici W106-1
Lineage: Eukaryota; Fungi; Ascomycota; Sordariomycetes; Amphisphaeriales; Sporocadaceae
Exons: 1
Coding region: 1-1809 (602 amino acids)
Source: RefSeq, a predicted model, not a curated record